ACAGUCAUUUGAUUGAUCAGUUUCAUUUGAAGGAAGUAAAAGAGUUUAUUUUCCUUUCAAGAGAGAUAAACAGAAAGAUGGAACGCGGAGGCUUCCAUGGCUAUCGCAAGCUCCCUACUACAAGCUCUGGACUGAAGCUGUCCGAGAUGAACAUGAGGCUUGAUGAAAUCAAUCGCAGCGGGGGCAGUGGCGGCAGCAACAACAACAAGAACAACACUAACUCUACUGGUGAUGACAAUGAGUGCACUGUGAGGGAACAAGACAGGUUCAUGCCAAUUGCCAAUGUUAUCCGCAUCAUGCGCAAGAUACUCCCUCCGCACGCCAAAAUCUCAGAUGACGCCAAAGAGACAAUCCAAGAAUGCGUGUCUGAGUACAUAAGCUUCAUUACUAGCGAAGCUAAUGAGCGCUGCCAACGCGAGCAGCGCAAGACUAUAACAGCUGAGGAUGUGCUUUAUGCAAUGAGCAAGCUAGGGUUUGAUGACUACAUUGAACCCUUGACUGUGUAUCUACACCGCUAUCGGGAGAUGGAAGGGGACCGUAGCUCGAUAAGAAGUGAGCCAUUGGUGAAGAGGAAUGUUGAGUUUGGUCCAUUAGGGGUUGCAACUGCUUUUGCGCCAGCAUUCCAUAUGUCUCAUCAUCACCAUGGGUUUUUUGGAGGAGCUGCAGCGGCUAUGGGUGGAUAUACCAGGGAUCCUUCCAAUGCAACUUCUUCACAGCAUGCAUUGGCCAACGGCGAGUCGUUUGGGCAGCACAAAUGAGGUUGCAGAGAUCGAUAGCUGCACUAACCAGAUGUACUUGCUAAUCUAAUAGUUACUCAAGAAACUGAGAGGUUAGUGUGUUUGGGAUUUGUUGUAUUGGAACAAGGCUUGGUUUUUAAAUUUCUGUUUGGUUGGUGUUUUCUGCUUUAUAGUGUGUUUUGCUUGCACUAGUCAUUUAAUUCCCUUCAUUUUCUCUCCCUCUCUUUUUUCUGAGAAGCUUAAUUAAUUUCCUAUAUUAAUGCAAGGAAAAUAUUUCGCAGUCCCA
Messenger RNA from Jatropha curcas, 1023 nucleotides. RefSeq names its product nuclear factor Y, subunit B6 (gene NF-YB6). Gene Ontology annotation, biological process: regulation of transcription by RNA polymerase II. The record is from RefSeq and is marked provisional. Lineage: Eukaryota; Viridiplantae; Streptophyta; Magnoliopsida; Malpighiales; Euphorbiaceae. Gene Ontology annotation, cellular component: CCAAT-binding factor complex; nucleus. Gene Ontology annotation, molecular function: RNA polymerase II cis-regulatory region sequence-specific DNA binding; protein heterodimerization activity; DNA-binding transcription activator activity, RNA polymerase II-specific.